Mytilus californianus (California mussel) is the source of this 1526-nucleotide messenger RNA. RefSeq lists its product as uncharacterized. NCBI's taxonomy places the organism in Eukaryota, Metazoa, Mollusca, Bivalvia, Mytilida, Mytilidae. The transcript has 5 exons. The record is from RefSeq and is a predicted model, not a curated record. Bases 1 to 1323 code for a protein of 440 amino acids.
AUGUCAAAACAUCUGAAAGACCAAAUAGAAUAUGAAAUUCUGAAAGGAGACCUUAACAUCGUUCGUCUCUCAAUAAUAACCACUCCAGUAAAUCACAAAGGAACGUUAUUUUUCACAAUGAUCCCAAUACAACUAGACCACCCAGACAAUGUGUAUGCACAGUUUAUUAUUACAACAGACCAACAGACUAAAGUUGAUUUUCUUUCUGAAUACGCCGACAUCAAUAGAUCGGUAGUCAUUACAACAGGUGUUGCAUACAUUGACAUUCCAAGUUCAGUAUUGAUGUUGGGAAUAGGUAGAACAUAUGCAACCGUUCUCAUUCAGUCUGAUCAAUUAAUUACUGUUGUUGGAUUCUUUGGCAAAUCGCAUUGUUCCCUUAGUUGUGAAUCGUCAUGUUUAAUUGUGUUGCCUGCAACUGUUUCAGGAAUGGAUUACUCAAUUAUUACUCAACCAAACAACAAACAAAACUGUGGUAUAAUGGCAACAGAAACUAACACUACAGUUGUCAUAGAGUCUGCAUCAGUGAGAAGUAUCUCAAUUGGAAGCACAACUAUCAAACCUCGACAAAAAUUUAUUAUAGUUAUUGAUUAUUUAGAAGGCUUUCAUAUUCAGACUGAUAACCAUCUAACUGCAACGAAAAUCUAUGCAAAUAAACCGAUAGUCGUCAUUUCAGGAAAUAGGUAUGCUUCUCUAAAAAAAGACUUUAAGUGUUUACGUUAUUGCAGUUAUUAUUCAGAUAUUGUAUAUGAAAGUUUGAUUCCUGUUGAUAAAUGGUCUCGACAUUUUAUAAUACCCCUAAUCCAUAAGGCGUCCAGAUAUAGCAUUAGAAUAGUUAGCCGAAAUAAAAAUGCCACCAUAACCAUACAGGAUUAUUCAGGGGUGUCAAUUACUAAACAUGGAGAUCUGACCGAGGUAGAUUUAUCUGCAAAGUCCUAUUAUGUAUCUGCUUCCAAUCCGAUCCUCCUAUCUCUUUAUACAAUAACUGAAAACAAAGGAAUAAACAUGAUGAUUCUUCCAGGAAUCGAACAUUUUUCAAAAGAUUAUAUAAUUGCACCACCAAAGGAUCCCUUUCAUACAAGUUACAUAUCGAUCAUAAUUAAAUCAUCCGACGUCGACGGACUUAGAUUUGUCGGUAAUCGUUUAGCUGUCGAAUCCACUGUUAUAAUGGCGCGUAAUGAAAGCUUUAUAACUGUUGUAAAGAAAAUGGGUGGUCAUUCAGUUUACAAAAUACGUCAUUUGUCGAAGGAUGCAUUUUAUGGAGUUAUUGUAUAUGGAGUUGGCAGUAAUACAGCCUAUGGAUAUCCUGCAGGAUUUAGGUUUUAGUUUUAAUCGACUAGUCUAUUGUUUCCUGGAAGAUGUCAGGUACAAGAAAAUUGUAUGUGGUCAUCAUAGGAUUAUGCAGGGACAGACAAUUAUUUUCCGUUAAAGAAGAAUAACUGUAUACCACCAUCUUGGAUUGUAAAAUAUCAGUACACAAUUGGUCUAGUUCUUUUCCAGUGUUGAGACAGAUUGUCAAUUAAUGUGUA